AUGAAGGUUGGUUUAUGGGGAAGCGUAAUUUCACAAGGUAACCUCGAACAAGAAUUCUCUGAAAUCUCUCGAGCUCUCCCCCAUCAUCGUUUCGUUGCCUUGGACACUGAGUUCCCAAGCCACAUCUUCCCUGCUCCCUGCCGUAGUCAUUCUAAACUGUCUCCCGCUGAGAAUUACCUAUCCAUGAAGCGCAACGUUGAUUCUACUAAGAUUAUUCAACUAGGUCUGGCUCUGUGCGAUGCCAACGGGGAUUCUUGCUCUGUGUGGCAGUUCAAUUUCAGGGACUUCAACAAGGAGACUGAUCUUUUCAAUCUGGACUCUAUAGCAUUACUGGAGCUAUUCAUAAAUUCUGGUCUCUUAAGAAAUUCGACCAUCACUUAG
This is a messenger RNA of Alnus glutinosa, 381 nucleotides long. Its product is annotated as probable CCR4-associated factor 1 homolog 2. Gene Ontology annotation, cellular component: CCR4-NOT complex; CCR4-NOT core complex; P-body. Lineage: Eukaryota; Viridiplantae; Streptophyta; Magnoliopsida; Fagales; Betulaceae. The record is from RefSeq and is a predicted model, not a curated record. The transcript has a single exon. The coding region runs from base 1 to 381 and encodes 126 amino acids. Gene Ontology annotation, molecular function: nucleic acid binding; poly(A)-specific ribonuclease activity.